Ilyonectria robusta is the source of this 2088-nucleotide messenger RNA. RefSeq names its product Sec63 Brl domain-containing protein. Gene Ontology annotation, biological process: SRP-dependent cotranslational protein targeting to membrane; post-translational protein targeting to endoplasmic reticulum membrane. Gene Ontology annotation, cellular component: Sec62/Sec63 complex. Lineage: Eukaryota; Fungi; Ascomycota; Sordariomycetes; Hypocreales; Nectriaceae. The transcript is spliced from 4 exons. The coding region runs from base 1 to 2088 and encodes 695 amino acids. The record is from RefSeq and is a predicted model, not a curated record. Gene Ontology annotation, molecular function: transmembrane protein transporter activity; RNA binding.
AUGAGUUCAGAGUACUCGUAUGACGAGCAGGGCCAGUUCUUCCCCUUCUUCAUCCUCACCCUCACCGGCCUGGUCACACUCCCCCUGACCUACACCCUCGUCUGCCCCAGCAAGGACGACGAUGCCCUGGCGCCGCGCAUCAAGACCGACUACAAGACGGAGCAUGCCGCCACCGUCGACGCGCUGAGGACCACCCAGAAGCGCAAGCAAUGGCGAGUCAAGCGGGCCAUUGUGGUCGUGGUGGGGUGGGCCGUCAUGGCCGGCAUGGUCUACCUCAUCAUGGUGACCCAGCGCACCGUUCCUAAGCUCUGGAACCCCUAUGAUAUCCUGGGCGUCUCCGAGUCCUUCACCGAGAAGCAGAUCAAGUCCCACUACAAGCGACUAUCUGUCAAGUUCCACCCCGACAAGGUCCGACCCGACCCGGCCAAGAACGAGACCCUCGAGACCCUCAACGACUACUACGUCGAGCUCACCAAGGCCUACCAGGCCCUGACUGACGAGGACGUCCGCAACAACUACAUCCAGUAUGGCCACCCCGACGGCAAGCAGAGCUUCAGCAUGGGCAUCGCCCUCCCCAUGUUCAUCAUCUCCGAUGGCAACGGCAAGUACGUCGUCCUCGUCUACACCCUGCUCCUCGGCGUCCUGCUCCCCUACCUUGUUGGCUCGUGGUGGUACGGCACGAAGCGCAGGUCCAAGGAGGGCGUCCUGAUGGAGAGCGCCAACAACCUGUUCCGACAGUACGAGGAGGGCAUCGAGGAGGGCGCCAUCAUCACCGCUCUCAGCACCGGAAAGGAAUUCGAGGAAGUGUUCAAGGGCGACAAGGCCGAGGCGGGUUUGUCCAAGAUUGAGUCGCGCAUCACUGCUGAGAGUGACACCGUCCCUCUCGCCGCCGGCAUGUCAGUCAAGGACAAGGAACAGCUCGAGGACCUCGACAACGGCGUGCGACGAAAGGCUCUCGCUCUGUUGUGGGCGUACCUGGGCCGCGUCGAGCUCGAUGACCCUGCUCUCACCAAGGCCAAGUACGAAGUUGCCCCCAUCGCCCGCGCUCUGAACCAGGCUUUCGCCGCCAUCUCGCUCGCCUACGGAAACAUUGACCCCAUUGCCGGUUCCUACUCCACCAGCCAGCAUCUGAUCCAAGCCAUCCCUCCCAAGGCCUCUCCCCUUCUCCAGCUCCCCCACUUCGACAACUCCAUUGUUGCUGCUGUCGAGGGCGACUCUAAGACGCACAUGUCUGUCCAGCAGUUCAUGGACCGCCCCGACGCUAUCCGAAGACAGCUCGCUGUCGGCAAGGACCUCCUGACCGAGAAGCAGUACGAGAGUGCCAUCACUGUCGCAAAGCAAAUCCCUUUCCUCCGUGUGGCCAAGGCCUUCUUCAAGGUCACUGGCGAGCGCUUCAUCAUCCCCUCUUCCCUCGUUACCCUGGUCAUCAAGGGCCGCUUCAUCCCCCCUGGCACUGAGAACAUCCCCGCCGUCAACGAGCUGGACCUCGAGGACAUCGAUCCCGAUGAGGACGACCUCGAGGGCAACAGUGGAAAGAAGAAGAUGAUCAAGGGUCCCGAUGGCAAGCCUAUUCCCGUUGACGAGCAGGCCAUUUCUCCCCCUCUUGCUUUCGCUCCCCACUACGCUCGCGAAGUCUCCCCCAGGUGGUACGCCUUCCUCAGCGACUCCAAGCAGGGCAAGAUGGCCGUCCCCCCCUUCGCCUUCGCCAAGUUCGACCAGCCUAUUGUUGACGACAAGGGCAACCCUACCUUCAACAUGCAGACUCUCAAGGCUCAGUUCGCUGCCCCCCCUCAGGCUGGUCACUACACCUUUGUGCUACACGUUGUCUGCGAUGCCUAUGUUGGCUUCGAUACUAAGAUGGAGGUUACCUUGGUGGUCGAGGAAGCCAGCAAAGCUGCAGCAAUGCAGGCCGAGGAUGACAUCAGCGAGCCUGAUGAGGACACUCUUGCUGGCCAGAUGCAAGCCCUGAAGACUGGCCAGGCUCCCAAGCCCCGCCGAAAUGACGAUGAUUCGGAUGACGAGAGUGGCACCGAAGAGGAAGAGGAGGACACCAGCGCGACCAACACGGAUACCGAGGACGAGUCAUAG